CGCAUACUAGAGAUUGACAUUCAAUCAUAUUAAGCCUGGAUUACAUCCCAAACUCACCCCGCAAACCGAAAGCACAUAUCCUUCAAUCGAAUUCGCGACUCGUCUGAUUCAAUUCACAGACCAAUCAUCGCCAUGGACAAGCACAAUGAAGUUGUGAAACAGAUAUCAGCUCGACUGAAAUACUUGCAUUCUCGCAAAGAACCGUUCAGAAUCUUCCAUGGCUCAACCAAUUCGACCAGAAAUUAUUCUGUUGAUCGCAAUCGGAUGAUUGAUACCAGUUCUCUCAAUCAUGUUCUCGGUGUGGACAAGUCGUCGAAAACGGCCCUGGUGGAACCAAACGUUCCUAUGGACAAGCUCGUGGAAGCGACGUUACCUUUCGGUCUGGUCCCGCCUGUUGUUAUGGAAUUCAAGGGAAUCACUGCUGGAGGCGGGUUUAGUGGUACCGGCGGCGAGAGUUCUAGCUUCAAGCAUGGCUCUUUCGACUGUACAGUGAACUGGAUUGAAAUCUUAUUGGCUGAUGGUGAAAUCACAAAGGCUUCGCCAAAGUUGCUUCCGGAUCUGUUCUAUGGCUCUACCAGCUCGUUGGGUACGUUAGGUGUGACCACUCUGAUGGAGGUCCAGCUCGUCGAUGCGAAGAGAUAUGUUGAAACCACCUACACUCCGUGCGGAUCUCUCGAAGAAACACUGGAGAAAGUGAAGACUGCUAGUGCAGAUUUAGAAAACGAUUACGUAGACGGUUUUCUUAUGUCUUUGAACAGGGGCAUUGUGGUCACUGGUCGCCUGACUUCAUCCGUCUCGCACGAGACACGCAUCCAGCGUUUCCAAGGCGCGCGGGAUCCUUGGUUCUACAUGCAUGCGGACAGAACAACAAGGAAAGCUCGAGGACCGGUCACGGAAGCAGUACCUCUAGCAGACUACCUCUUUCGCUAUGAUCGCGGUGCAUUCUGGAUGGGAAAAUAUGCUUUCAACUAUUUCAUGGUUCCUUUCAACCGCAUCACACGUUGGGCUCUGGACGACUUCAUGCAGACCAGCACCAUGUAUCAUGCUCUGCAUGCCAGUGGACAUAUGCAACAGUACAUUAUCCAAGACCUGGCUAUACCUGCUGCUAACGUCAAAGACUUCAUCAAUGCAGUCGACCAAACCUUUGACUUCUAUCCGUUAUGGCUAUGUCCGAUGAAGCCAUGGACACAGCAGUCUUCGUUCCAUCCACAUGGCAUUGAUACCAAUCUACUCAUUAACGUUGGUGUUUGGGGUCCGAACGGUGCAAGCACUCCUGAGGAAGGGAUUGAGAGAAAUCGCAAAUUGGAAAGCCUCGUCAAGCAGCAUGGUGGCAGGAAAUGGUUGUAUGCUCAAGCAUUCUAUACUGAGUCGGAGUUCUGGGAUAUCUAUGACGAGAAGUCUUAUCUGGAUUUGAGGAAAAAGUAUAGAGCUGAGUAUCUACCGAGUGCUUUCAAUAAGGCUUGUGCGAUUGGUAAUGGCACAAGUCAAACAGGUCAACCAGGAUGGACCGAGUGGGCUACUCAGAAGGCUUGGGGUAUAUGGCCAGUCUCUGGAGUAUAUGGAGUCUUGCAGACAUUGGUCAGCAAGGAAUAUCUGCUCAAGAAGUGAUAUUUCUGUUGAUAGCUAUCGAAAGGAAGCAGCUACUGGAAGAAUGAUCAUGGAACCAGUCCCAGUCACCAGCUACAGCAUCAGCUUGUCACAUCAAAUGAAGACCAGAAUUAUCCUGAUCGUACGAUACAGCAAACAGCAC
This is a messenger RNA of Aureobasidium pullulans EXF-150, 1750 nucleotides long. RefSeq names its product FAD-binding domain-containing protein. The transcript has a single exon. Gene Ontology annotation, molecular function: FAD binding; Delta24(24-1) sterol reductase activity. Lineage: Eukaryota; Fungi; Ascomycota; Dothideomycetes; Dothideales; Saccotheciaceae. The record is from RefSeq and is a predicted model, not a curated record. Bases 133 to 1608 code for a protein of 491 amino acids. Gene Ontology annotation, cellular component: cytoplasm; membrane. Gene Ontology annotation, biological process: steroid metabolic process.